AUGAAUUAAAAAAUUUUCAUUCUUUCUCGAAGCUUAUUUACCUUAUUUGGAAUUUUUGGCUCACUAAGAGUCUUUAAAAAAUUUUAAAGAUACAUGGAUAUAUUUUUUUAUUAGAAAAUCAACAAAAUUCCUUUGACAAUAAGCGAAUCAAAAGAAUAUUUAUCAUAAAAUCCUUAAUCAAAAUAUUUAUUAUUGACUGGGCAUAUUCUCCCAGCAAAUUAAACAUAAACAAGAUUUCUUAAGCUUGAGUGCAUUCUUAAGAAUAAAUAAGAAUUUUAAGUUGAUGAAUUUUAAUUGCUUGAUGCUUAACAUAAGUAUAAAUACGUAAUAUAUUAAAAGUUAAAGAAAAAAUAUCAAAAUAAAUAGAGACAGUAUUCUACUACCUGAAUUAGUUGAUUAUUAAAAGACUUAUUCAUAUUAAAAAGAGAGCUUUUCAUUAAUUUAAAAAGUAAAAUGAUUAAAAAUUUAGAUUUUAAACAAAUUGCCCUUCUUUAAUAAAUAAUCUAAAAUUAUUGAAACUCAUAAAGGAACUUAAUUUGGAUAGUUCACAACUAUGUUGUGUAAAAGAAAUGGAGAAAAUUUAAAUUUAUUGUAUCUAUCUAAUCAAAAUUAUGAUAAAAUAUUUUUAUAACUUUAGAGGGAUAUCAUUAAUUUUGCUUCAUUAGUUUAAAUAUUAACUUCUUUUGGAGCAAUUGCUCAAUUAAUUUAUUUUUUUGUUAAACAAUGGUAAGAGAAACAAAAUUAAAAUCAAUAGGCAGAGGCAAUUCCUCCAAAUUUAAAUAAAAAGUCUGUAAGUACGAUUUUAAACAGCCAAAAUGAACAAGAUAUAUGUGUUGUAUGUCUAUCCAAAACUAGAAGUAUUAUUUUAGAACCUUGCCUUCAUUUUAUUGUUUGUUAAGAUUGUGUGGAUCAUUUAGAUAAAUAAAUAUGUCCAUUUUGUAGAAUAAAGAUAGAAAAAAAAAUAAAGGUCUUGUAUGAUUGA
Messenger RNA from Paramecium sonneborni, 982 nucleotides. The record is from the annotation of a GenBank genome assembly. NCBI's taxonomy places the organism in Eukaryota, Ciliophora, Oligohymenophorea, Peniculida, Parameciidae.